CCAGGAAACGGCACAUUUCCUAAACAAGAGCAGACAGCAACUGAGGCAAACAAGUGAGCAUUGCAAGUACGGUGUGGUAAAAUGGCUUCGGGAAUUCCCGUGGUGAAUGGGGAUCUCAUUCACCCCUCUCAGUCUCAAAGCUCAGGUGCACCUCAUGAAGAGGAGACCCUUCAGCAGAUGAACAGCCUUAUCAAGGAGAACAGAGAGCUCAAAGAAGCCCUUAAGCAGACUAACCUAUCCAUGAAGGAGAGAUUUGAGGGUCUGUCUGCUUGGAGGGAAAAGCAAAAAGAGGAGAGAGGUUUUCUGGAGAGUCGGCUUGAGGAGGCCAAGGCGAGAGUGCAGGCACUGGAGGCAGAGAAUGAACAACUUAAGAAAGACCAUUCUGGUGCUGUGAAGGAUGAAGGUGCUGGUCUUCAGGCCAAACUAGAGGCAUUAAAGAGUCAGGUCACCCGUCUGCAAGCUGAGAAGAAUGAUUUGGUGGCCCUAAACUCUGAACUGCAGCUAAAGAUAAAUCAGGGAUCACCAGAAGAUUCCUUCAUUGAAAUUCGCUUUGCAGAGGGUGAGAUGAAAGUUACCAAAGAUUUGCCCACCACUCAGAAAGACCUUCCCGAAUCCAGCAUGAGUAAGUCUGACAUGGCUGCAUCACGACUGGAAUCAGAGGAGCAGACAGUGAGCCAGCUGCUCCAGUCUCUGAGACAUGAGACCCAGAAAAAGGAGCAACUGCAACAACAACUGCUUGCUGCACAAAAGAGGAUUGCACAGUUGGAGCUGAAGGAAGCCAGCCGUGAAAGUGGAACCCAAACAUCUUUACUCUUUACUUCAGAGGAAACACAGAGCAAGAGCUCACAGGAGCACACAGCUAAGGCAGCCUCGGAAGUGGAGAACCUGAAAGCUCAGUUGAUGACUUUGUUUAAAGAUCUGCAGAAGGCUCAAAGUAACGUGGAUGAGGCAGAGAACAUGAAGAGGAACCUGCAGGACAGGUGUAAGGAUCUGGAGCAGGACACGAGCACACUGAGGAUGCAGCUGGGUGAGAGACAACAGCUGCAGGCUGAGAAUGACCAGUUGAAGGUCCAGCUGGAGAGCAUGCAGGCUGCUAACAAAUUGGAACAGAAGAAAGCUCAGGAGGAAAGGGAUAACUUGACACAGCUAAAGGAUGCCUACACCAAGCUCUUUGAGGAUUAUAAUGAACUUCAGCAAGAGAAAAAGAAAAAACAGGGCAGCGUAUCCCGGGCAGAGUACACUGAUCUUCAGACCCGACUGGAUGCUGCGGAGAAAGCUUUGGCAGAUAAACAAGAAAAGAUUGAUUCGAUGAAGCAGGAGAUCUUUGAGAAAGAAAAGGAGCUGGAGACAGUCUCUGUUUUUAAGGCACAGGCGGAGGUGUACUCCUCAGAUUUCUAUGCUGAACGAGCUGCACGUGAGAAAAUUCAUGAGAAAAAGGAGCGUCUGGCUGCUCAGCUUGAGUACAUUAAGAAACAGAACAUCCAGCUGCAGGAUGAGAUGGAGUCCAUGGGCAGGCAGAGUAUAAGUGAUAUGCAGAGAAGACAUGUGUCUCAGGGAGCAAAUCCAGGGGACUCACCUCAUCACCUGCAGGCAGGCAGAGUUGACUGGCAGCAGCAGGAGAAUAUUCCAGAACAUGCAUGUCCUAAAUGUAAUGAGGUCCUCCCAGAUCUGGACAGCCUACAGAUCCACAUAAUGGACUGCAUAAUCUAAGAUGACCAGCUAUUAAUUUCUCAUCACCUCUUCAAGAAAAGCUUGUUCAGAGAUCAAAAAGGCUCAUACUAUACAAACCCUCCUGCUCAGUUUUAAUAGAAUCGAGAAACAGCAACACCAGUUAUUCUUUUAUUGCUUUGCAGACCUGAUUACUGUCACUGACAAUACGGUUAUUGUCCUUAAUGUAUAAACAUAUAGAACUGAUCUAUAACCUGUGGUAACAAGUAAUGCUUGAAAUGAUCAUACGGAUAAUGAAUAGAAUAGUAGAGUCACAUGAGAGGCUGGUAAAGGUGUCGACUGUUAACCAAAAAUAUAUAUAUGUAAUAAUGUCUUUAUACAAAGCGAGGUAGAAAGUGAGAACAUUAUAAUGAAGACUGUAGGUCAACUGACAUUAAUAUAACUUCUGUUUUGGAGAAUGGUACUUUGUUAGGCUGAAUGUAAUUCAUUGGUAAAUAUUUAUAAACAGGUAUUAGUCUGUUGUUUAAGAGUGAAUAUAUACGGCUCAUAGUGUAAAGGGCGACUUAUGCUUUAAAAUCACACUUAUAUUUUUAUAAGGCACUUUAACAGUCUUUAUUGUCAUAUUUUAGCAGAGUAUAGUCUCAUUAUGCUAAUGGAGUAACACUGCAGCUAAGUGGUGGUGCUGCUUGAAUUGAAUGAAUCUAAAUGUAAUGCAUCGAGCUGUUGAGCAAUUAUGUUACAAUAAACCAUUCUUAGAAUUA
Molecule: messenger RNA, 2429 nt
Organism: Trichomycterus rosablanca
Lineage: Eukaryota; Metazoa; Chordata; Actinopteri; Siluriformes; Trichomycteridae
Gene: optn
Product: optineurin
Exons: 14
Coding region: 82-1710 (542 amino acids)
Biological process (GO): Golgi ribbon formation; regulation of canonical NF-kappaB signal transduction; protein localization to Golgi apparatus
Cellular component (GO): cytoplasm; Golgi apparatus; nucleus
Molecular function (GO): K63-linked polyubiquitin modification-dependent protein binding
Source: RefSeq, a predicted model, not a curated record